CUUUUUCUAAAUCUAAAGCUCUUUGGUCUGUCAUAGGCUUAUAUUUACAUUUCAAUACAAUGUUCUACAGUGAAAGUAAUCUGCUGAGAGGGGUAACAAGUACACUGUAAACACCAAUGCAGAAACAGAACAGGGGCAGUCACCAGUGCCAAGCUACGCUUCAUCUCUUCUCCGGGCUGGGUCUGCCACAAUACUUCGUCCACAUCACAAGAUACGUUUUCUCUUGUCAAACAUCGAGGGAAGUAUCUCCUAGCAUGGCGUAUCCAACCUUGGACAGAGGCAACCUCUAUGUCCCCACAUGCGUCCUCCAUUGCCUGGAGAAGUGCCAUGCGGGCAUAGGGUUGGCGAUCAUACACUUUCCAGCGCCAGGCUGAGAAGAAUUUCUCUAUGGGAUUUAGUAAAGAAUGAAGCACUGUGGUACACUUUCGGUGGAGGAACUAAACUGACGAUCACUGGUCCCGCAGUGAAGCCCUCCGUGUCUCUGCUGCCUCCCUCUUCUCUGCAGAUCUCUGGAGACUCAGCCGCACUGCUCUGCCUGCUCAGCUCUUACUCUCCACAGGGGCGAGGUGAGCUGGACGCUGGACGGGUCAGAGGUCACCGAGGGGUUCAGACCAGCGCAGAGAGCGAGCGGACGGACGCUACAGCCGCAGCAGCGCCCUGA
Molecule: messenger RNA, 661 nt
Organism: Onychostoma macrolepis
Lineage: Eukaryota; Metazoa; Chordata; Actinopteri; Cypriniformes; Cyprinidae
Product: immunoglobulin lambda-like polypeptide 5
Exons: 3
Coding region: 299-661 (120 amino acids)
Source: RefSeq, a predicted model, not a curated record